Molecule: messenger RNA, 1327 nt
Organism: Sphaeramia orbicularis (orbiculate cardinalfish)
Lineage: Eukaryota; Metazoa; Chordata; Actinopteri; Kurtiformes; Apogonidae
Product: DDB1- and CUL4-associated factor 10-like
Cellular component (GO): Cul4-RING E3 ubiquitin ligase complex
Molecular function (GO): protein binding
Source: RefSeq, a predicted model, not a curated record
GGGGAGAGUCUGUCUCCUGGCUGCAGGGUAGGACUAUAAGACGGGGGGUGUUUGUUGACCCCGCCAGGGAUAACUUCCGGACAAUGACCAGUCUGUACUGCUCCAUGAACCCGGCUGUGGAGUCAGUGAACCUGAGCACCCAGACCCACGGAGCCGUGUUCAACCUGGAGUACUCCCCGGACGGGUCUGUGCUAACUGUGGCCUGUGAACAGACCGAGGUGCUGCUGUUCGAUCUCUCCUCCAGACACAUCAAAACUCUGACGGAGGCCCACGAGGACUGUGUGUCAAACAUGCAGUUUUUGGACAAUCGUUUGUUUGCCACCUGCUCGGACGACACCACCAUUGCAUUAUGGGACCUCCGUAAGCUGAACUCCAAGGUUUGCUCGCUGCACGGCCACGCCAGCUGGGUGAAGAACAUCGAGUACGACACCAACACUCGUCUACUCGUCACGUCCGGCUUUGACGGCAACGUGAUCACAUGGGACACGAACAGGUCUGUGGACGACGGAUGCCCACACAAGAAGUUCUUCCACACCCGCUACCUGAUGAGGAUGCGACUGACGCCCGACUUCAAGAUGCUCAUCUCCACGUCAUCGGGGUAUCUGCUCAUCCUCCAUGACCUGGACCUCACACAGUCCCUGGAGGUGGGCAGUUACCGAUUGCUGCGCGCUCGGCGGACGCCGCUCAGCUCAGAUGGAGGUACGUCAGCGUCCAGGUCGUCUGCGACUCCUCGGCAGGGAAACGACUCCAGCAAAAUCCACCCUCACAGAGAAGGCCUUUCCCCCAGGAACAGUCUGGAGGUGUUGACUCCAGAGAUCCCCGGAGAGAGGGACCGAGGGAACUGCAUCACCUCCCUGCAGCUCCACCCCAAAGGCUGGGCCACGCUGAUCCGCUGCUCCAGCAACAUGGAUGACCAGGAGUGGACGUGUGUGUAUGAGUUCCAGGAGGGGGCGCCCACCCGCCCGCUGGUCUCCCCCCGCUGCUCCCUCCGUCUCACCCACUACAUCGAGGAGGCCAACGUGGGGCGGGGCUACAUAAAGGAGCUGUGCUUCAGCCCGGACGGCCGCCUCAUCUGCUCGCCAUACGGAUACGGCGUGCGGCUGCUGGCGUUCGACGAGCGCUGCGGCGAGCUGGCCGACUGCCUGCCCGUCCAGACCAGCGUCCUGAAGGAGAUCCGCUCCAUCUACUCCCACAGCGACGUGGUCCUCACCACCAAGUUCUCCCCGACACACUGCCAGCUGGCCUCGGGCUGCCUCAGCGGACGCGUGGCGCUCUACCAGCCCAAGUUUUAGCUGCAUACGGGGGCGCCCGCCCACCCGGGGAAACA